AUGAAUCGUAGAGAAGGCAAAGGAGCUCCAUCAGCAGAUCUCCUAGUAUGUUUUCCUUCACGAGCUCGUCUAACCCUAAUGCCCAAGCCCAUCUGUAGCCCAGCUAGGCCCUCAGAACCCAACAAACGCCUUCACAACCGCCACACCCAUCACCAUCCCCACCACCGCCAUCAUCCCAAGAAGUCUAGCAGCAAAGGUGGUGCUGGCCAAGCCAGCCCUCUUUUAUGGGCCAAAACAAAGCCAACUAGCUCGGAGAUUUCUGAACCGACAUCCCCAAAAGUCACUUGUGCCGGACAGAUCAAAGUUAGGCCCAAGUCUAAUCCAUGCAAGAAUUGGCAAUCAGUCAUGGAAGAAAUUGAAAGGCUUCACACCAAUAAAAAGCACAAGAAGAAACCUCACUGGAUCGAAGCACUUGGUUUCAAGAAAGAAGUAAUGCAGUUUUUGACUUGUUUACGUAGUGUACGAUUUGAUUUUCGAUGCUUUGGCUCAUUUCCUACCUCAGAAAUUACCUCUGACGAUGAAGGUGAUGAAGAAGAAGAUGGAAAUUUUAAGAAAAACCAAGUGGGUAGGGAGGGAAGUGAUGAUAAUGGAACUUCAAGAACUGUCUUCUCCAAAUGGUUCAUGGUUCUCCAAGAAAACCAAAACAAUGGUUUUGACAAAGAAGAGAUUAAAGACAGGCAAAGGUCCUAUAAAGAAGAGUCUGUUGAUGCACCUUGUGCACCACCAUCAAAUGCGUUAUUACUCAUGCGUUGUCGUUCUGCUCCUGCAAAAAGCUGGUUAGAAGAGAGAGAAGAAGAUGAAGAUGAAAAUGAAGAAGAAGAUGAAGAUGAAGACGAAGGUGAAGAGAGAGCAGUAGAAGAAAAGAAAGCAAAGUUGGCAAUGGAGGAAGAGAAGAGAAAGAAAAAAGAAAGCUUGGUGGUGAUGAAAUAUGAUAAAGAUUUCUACAAAUUUUCUUCUGAUAUUGCAAAGGAGAAAUGGGGUGGUACUGUUGGUGGAAUUAGAGAUCCAUUAUCCAGGAGUCGAAGUUGGAAGAGAUGAUAAUCAAGGUGGUUGCUUUUUAAUCUUCCAUUUUUACUUCAAAUUGUUCUUGUUACUCAGAAAAAUUUCUUCGUUUUAGGAUUUUCUGAUGUUUCAUUUCUUUCUGUCGAUCAAUUUUCUCUCCUGUAAGGGAAAACAUAAUCUUGGCUCUCAUUUCUUUAGCUUAUAGUUUGUAAUCUUCAAUUGUGCUCUCAUUUGAAUAUGUAAUACAUCUGUACAGCUUUUCUUUCCUUUGUUGUUUAAUUGGAC
Messenger RNA from Ilex paraguariensis (yerba mate), 1287 nucleotides. The record is from the annotation of a GenBank genome assembly. NCBI's taxonomy places the organism in Eukaryota, Viridiplantae, Streptophyta, Magnoliopsida, Aquifoliales, Aquifoliaceae.